UUCAAGGCACUUCGCUACAUAAGAGUUUGCAAGAGAGUGAAGAGUAUCAGUAAUGUACCACAAUCGUUGCUAGUAGCACCAAAAUUAAAAAAUAAAUCAUAAAAACAUGGAUAACAUCAAACGUGUUCUAAUAAAGAUCAUAAUCUUCACAGUGAUAAUCGCCAUCCUAUCAGCCAGUGUAACUGAGGCCAAAAAGAGCAAAAGACACUCAUCCAAGCUCUCAAAGCGACAUUUUGAACACAUCGAGAAGUACCACAAGGCAAAGAGAAGCACCUAUGGCCGCAGUUGGGGGAAGGAGAGUUACAGCGGCUACGGAAUGCCCCCCUACCUCAUAUAUAAUCGAAAGUUAGGAGCUUACUACCCGUAUUAUAAUAAUAAGCCAGAAAAUAAUAAUAGACGCAGUAUGAAUGUGAGAAAAAGUUAUUAUGAUUCUAGAAGGUAUAGUUAAAGAAUACAUACACGCCUGUCUCCCAUGGGGGUAAGCAGAGACAAUGGACCACCAAUUGCGGUUAAUCUUACAUACCUCUUUCACUUCAUCAAUAGUCAUCAGUCUUUUCAUACGUGCUCGUCGGUUAAACUAAAAGUACCUUUUACUUUUAGUUUGGCCCUUCUUUAAUAUAUCGCCAAUCUGGUAUGAUAUCUUUAAUAUAUCGCCAAUAUGAUAUGUCCGUUUAGGGACGCCCUCUAGUUAAAUAAUUUUAAGCAAAUAAAGUACAUAGGUAUGUAAGUAAUGAAAAAAUGCUCAAUAAUGUUAAAAUAAUAUGUAGUUUAAUAUUUAUUUGUUUUAAGAAAACGACUGAGUUGUUUUAUGUAAUUUUAAUAUGUAAAUUAAGAAUUGUUUAUAAGAUAAAA
Molecule: messenger RNA, 852 nt
Organism: Spodoptera frugiperda (fall armyworm)
Lineage: Eukaryota; Metazoa; Arthropoda; Insecta; Lepidoptera; Noctuidae
Exons: 2
Coding region: 107-448 (113 amino acids)
Source: RefSeq, a predicted model, not a curated record